Amphibalanus amphitrite is the source of this 2564-nucleotide messenger RNA. Its product is annotated as rho GTPase-activating protein 27-like. The record is from RefSeq and is a predicted model, not a curated record. The transcript has 9 exons. Gene Ontology annotation, biological process: signal transduction; regulation of GTPase activity. Gene Ontology annotation, cellular component: cytoplasm. Bases 1 to 1461 code for a protein of 486 amino acids. Lineage: Eukaryota; Metazoa; Arthropoda; Thecostraca; Balanomorpha; Balanidae.
AUGGAAGCCGGGUUUGUCGGCACCAACUCCAUCCGUUCGCGGCAUCUGCCCGUUAAACCGCUGCCCUCACUGCCCGUCAAGGGUCCUCCGCCGCCGGCCAAGCCGCCCAAGCCGCCCAAACCGUCCGAGGGCGGGGGCGGGGGCGGCUGGCAGCCCUCGGACCUGGGUAGCGGGUGGCCACAGCUGCGCGCCGGCGAGGCGCCGCUGCUGGUCAUAAGACAGGGCACUCUCAGCUGUCGGAUCAAGCUCAGCCGACGGAAGGGCGGCGGUAACAACAGCGCCAGCGUCAAGCAGGUGAAGCUGUGGCGACACUGGGCGCCCUGUCACCUGGCGCUCACCGACAGCUACCUGCUGCUCUUCAACGACACCAACGACCCGGCCAGCAUCGAGUGGGGCUCGCCCACGCACCUGCCGCUGGUCACCGUCCACCUGGCAGGAGCGGGCCUCAUCGCCGACUCAGCCGCCUCGUCCAAGAAGAACGUCCUCCAGCUGACCACUCGGCAUGGCAUGCAGGUGUUGCUCCGCGAUGACAACACGACUACGAUGAAGGUGUGGACGGACGCGCUGCACAGCGCCAUCGCCGGCCUGCCCAGCGAGGUGAAGCCCCUGCUGCCGCCGAUAGUGCCGCCCAAGCCGCAGCAGCUGCUGCAGGCGCAGCGGUCACCCACGAUCAGACGAGCCAUCGAGAGCCGGGCCCGCUCCGCCUCCGAGUCAGACUCUGGCCCUGGCGGCGCGACCCUGGAGCCGCCCAGCACGAACCUCACCAGGCAGAACAGCCGGAUACGACGCCGGCUCAAAGGCUUCUUCAACGCCCGGCCCUCGGCCGAGGAGCUGAAACGCAGCGGUAUCCUCAAAGACGAGCGGGUGUUUGGCCGCAGUCUGACGGCGCUCUGCGAGGCGGAUCGCAGUGCCGUGCCGCGGUUCGUCGAGCGCUGUAUCGCGGCCAUCGAGUCGAACGUGGCCUUCCUGCAGACGGAGGGCCUGUACCGGGUGUCGGCAGGCCUGGACCAGGUGCAGCGCGUCCGCUGUCAGGUGGACCAGGAGAACUACUCGGUUCUGGAGGACGAGUCGGACCCGCAUGUGCUGGCCGGCGCGCUGAAGCUGUUUUUCCGCGAGCUGCCGCAGCCACUGCUGCCGGCCGGGGCGGCCAUGGACGCGGCACUGCGCGCGGCAGAGGGGCAGGCCGGCCGGGCGCGCACGGAGGCGCUCCGGGCUAUGGUGGCCUCCCUGGAGCCGGCGCACCGUGAUACGCUGCACCUGCUGCUGCGCCACUUGACCAGGGUGUGCACGCACGAGGCCAGUAACCGGAUGGGGCCGCGCAACCUCUCCGUGGUGUUUGGCCCGACGCUCUCCAGCCAGCCGGAGGGUGACCCGCUCCAGAACACAGGAGAUGUGAUGCGACAGAACAUGCUGGUCGAGGCGCUGCUGGCUGACUUCAGUCAUGUCUUCCCGGCCGGGUAGGAGGGAGUCUGUACCCUAGAUGCCGUCUUGGAACCCAGUGCCUUACCUUGCCUUACUGUCUGUGUGUGGAUUGCGGUUAUCGGUGCCUUAUACAGUUCAGGCAGUUUUAUAUUGCAGUUGCUCACUACUCCUGACCGCGUGGCCGCUCAUAAGCAGCUCUGGAAAUGUGAGAGGACUAGCUCGCUGUAGUCGCUGCGUCUUGCAGUGGACGACUUAUUCGACUUAUUACUGUGCCAAUUUGUUAGACACUGGUCGAAGAUGACCCCCACUGGUGAUAUGUGGAUGGUCGCCCCAUGGGAUGACAAUUUAUUGCCGAUUGACGCAGCUAUUGUGAUAAACUCCUGAUGCGGUUCGCGCGACAAGUGAACACGUGUAACGGAGCAUUAGGUAGAGCAGUUAGGUAGAUGAUGCUAAUGGAGGACCUGUCGUGCUUUGGUACCGGGGUACGAGGGAUCCGUGGACUCGCGGCAGUCAGAGGCAGUUAGCCGUCAGUGAGGCCGCCGAGUGGGUACCGGUAGGGUACAUUUGGCGGCUCGGCUGUCUGACGGAGCUGAUAUUGUGACACGGGGCAUUCGCCAACAGAGGCUGAUUGAACCGAGCUUGCAGUCUGUUGAGCUAGGACUGCUCAGUCAACGGCUGGUCUGACCAGCAGAACUGCGUGGCAUGUCGGGCGAUUUCGCCGAGGUUAUGAAGCCGCGACCUGUGUUGGGCGCGCGCCUUCGGCUACGCCCUUGUUAGUUACGCGACAGAUGCGGUACGUUAUGGAAUUUCGCGUUAAAAAAUGUUAGCGGAUUGUUAUCGAGUCAAUUAGUGAUUUGAAUGAUUACGCAUGCUACCCAAAGACGUGGCUGGUUGAGGUAUGCAGCAUGCAUUUUGCUGUGGUUUGGCGGUCUGCCGUUUGGUGAUGUUGCUUUUGCAACUACGAUUACAGGGUUGUACGGACAGCUGCUGGAUUGAUAAUAUUUGAUACGACGCUUUGUAUUUGCCUUUUACCGUGGCCUUUGCCAUACGGUUUACAAAGCUGCGUGCCAGCAUGCCAUGAAUCAUUAAACUGAAGUAAUAAAUAUGCAUGAUUGGAAGCAAUACAAACAAUGACUAAGGUA